Messenger RNA from Rhopalosiphum maidis (corn leaf aphid), 6860 nucleotides. RefSeq names its product potassium voltage-gated channel protein eag (gene eag). Gene Ontology annotation, molecular function: voltage-gated potassium channel activity. Gene Ontology annotation, biological process: potassium ion transmembrane transport; regulation of membrane potential. Bases 1820 to 5119 code for a protein of 1099 amino acids. Gene Ontology annotation, cellular component: membrane. NCBI's taxonomy places the organism in Eukaryota, Metazoa, Arthropoda, Insecta, Hemiptera, Aphididae. The transcript is spliced from 17 exons. The record is from RefSeq and is a predicted model, not a curated record.
CACACACGCACAUCGUGGCGUUGUCGUUAUCCGCCGGUUUAGGAGUAGGUACCAAAGUCGUACUUACGUAGGUUACCGCAGUCGUGUAGUCGCGCACCACUGUGGUUGUCGUUGUCGUCGUACCACUCAUACCGCGGUCGCAGUCGUAUUCGUCGCAAUUGCCGUCGCGGUCGUUCGGAAGUCCACGCAAUAUCGUUAGUGGUGACCGUGCGAAGUUUUUUUUCUCGCACAUUUCGCGAAAAUAAUAUUGUUAUAACGUAUAAAUAAAUAAAACGGCCAGUGACGUAUCAUAAUCUCGUUAUAAUAAUAAUUUAAUUAUUCCCGUGCGUUUCGUGGUUUUCGCGGAUUCGUUGUGCUAUUCCCGACGGUGUCGUCGACGAGCGGGCAGAACCGAUCGAAAUCACACCUAUAACGUUUAAAGAUACAAUUGCGUUACAGUCGAUCUUCUCUUGGCCUGUUCCGGUGGAUACCGGAAAAACCCGCAUACCUGUAACGGGGUUUCGCCGAACCGAUUGCAUUAAGAAAAAAAGAAUAAAUCAAAAAAUAAGUGAACCUUGAAAUUGAGGAUGCUGCCUGAUCCACUACCACAAUUAAAUUAAAUAAAUAAAUAUUGAUAAAAAGGAAACGAAAUAUUUUUCGGUCGUUGCCGUCCAUUUGGUCGGUGUAUCAUCUCUCAAGAGUAUUCAGAAACAAAAAUCGGCGAAGCGUCCAAUAAUUGAGAACUCGUAAGUGCGCCCUCGCCCAAAAGGCUCCUGACCUCUCACGAGUCCAUGCUGUCCUCCAUUGCCGCCAUAGUUGUUGUGACUGUCGACGACAGCUGUGGACCUCGAGAGCAACUUGACGACACUAACCAUCGUCAACGCCGUCGUGGUCGCUAUUUUUCUUUUUCUGCCACAGCAGCUAACACCUCUCACCACUGCCGUCGUCCAACGACGAUCCUACCGGACCAGGUAGCCGGGCACAGAUGAAACCAUCAUCACCGUCUCAAACGUCGUCUCCACCGUCGCCAUCGACAGCCGUUUACGGCUUGAUCGUCGACCGCGACCGGCUCGGGCAAGAUCUCGUUCAAAAGCACGAGGAGUCGUCGCCUUCCUAGUUCGCGUCGACCUCUCGACGGGGGGGUGGAGGGCUCUUCGAUGUACGCGCGAUCCACCAUUACCACAGCAGCAGUCGCCACUACCACCGCCACUGACCGCACUGACGACCGGCGUCGAUUAUGAAGAAACACAAACGCGAACACUUGGAUUGCGGCUGACGACGAUAACUGAACUGCGGUCCCGGGGGGGACACACACGAUCACUCGCCACAUACACACACUUCACAAACCAUACACACACACACACGCCCAUACACACAUAUACACACACAUAUACACACACCCCCAACCCACCCACCCACACAAACACAUACCCAUGAUACGCGCCCACAAAGGAUACCGCAAACGACAUCACUGCAUAUAGCUGGCAGCUAAGCGGUACAUACAUUAUAAUAUUUUUGUAUGACAACUCGUCAUCGCGCCUCUCACCCCUCAUCCACUCAAAUUAAUCUUACGAACAGCUCACGCCGUCGUGUUUUUGAUACACGAUUUUGUAGAUAUUAUAUUAUAAUAUACGAUCGAUGUGAUAAUAUGUUUUCACUCGAGACCGCGACGCGAAAAUUGUGAAAAUAUAACACAAAGCGAUACCGCGGUCACCGUUGUUGUCCUAAUCGUCCGCGUCGUCGUGCGCGCGUUUUAUUUUGUCCGCCAAUAUGGCCGAAACGACACACUCGAGCAAACAUAGCUAACAGCCUACUCCUGGGUAACAAAGGUGCACCCAUUAUGCCAGGGGGCCGACGAGGUCUGGUCGCCCCUCAAAACACGUUCUUGGAAAACAUCAUCCGAAGAUCGAGCUCCCAACCAGACAGCAGCUUCCUGUUGGCCAAUGCUCAGAUUGUCGACUUUCCGAUCGUCUACUGCAACGAGUCGUUCUGCAAGAUUUCCGGAUAUAAUCGGGCGGAGGUGAUGCAAAAGUCAUGCCGAUGCUCGUUUAUGUAUGGCGAUCUCACGGACAAGGAGACGAUAUGCAGAAUAGACGAAGUGUUGGAGAGCCACUACAACGACCAGUUCGAAAUCUUGCUCUACAAAAAGAACAAUCUGCCAGAAGAGACACCGUUAUGGCUGCUGAUGCAAAUAGCUCCGAUCAAGAACGAGAGGGAUCUCGUCGUGUUGUUCCUGCUCACGUUCAGGGACAUCACGGCACUCAAGCAACCCAUCGAGUCGGAGGACUCCAAAGGCGGAGAUCUGUUAGCAGGCCUGAGCAAGUUUGCCAAGCUGGCCCGGUCCGUGACCAGAAGCAAGACACUGGUGUCGCAGUUCUCGUCGCACCCCGUUUCCAUCAAGGACUCCACCAGACAUGUCCAGUCCCAUUUAGCGCACAUGAUGAGCCUGAACGCGGACGUAAUGCCCCAGUACAGGCAAGAGGCGCCGAAGACGCCGCCGCACAUCCUGCUGCACUACUGCGCGUUCAAGGCGAUCUGGGACUGGGUGAUACUGUGCCUGACGUUCUACACGGCCAUCAUGGUCCCGUACAACGUGGCGUUCAAGAACAAGACCAGCGAGGACGUGUCCCUGUUGGUAGUCGAUUCCAUUGUGGACGUGAUAUUCUUCAUCGACAUCGUGCUCAACUUCCACACAACGUUCGUCGGGCCCGGUGGCGAGGUCGUGUCCGACCCGAAAGUCAUACGGAUGAACUACCUCCGGUCGUGGUUCGUUAUCGACCUGCUAUCAUGUCUGCCGUACGACGUGUUCAAUGCGUUCGACCACGACGAAGAGGGUAUCGGAAGCCUGUUCAGUGCUUUGAAGGUUGUCCGGUUGUUACGACUGGGCAGGGUCGUUCGAAAACUGGACAGGUACUUGGAAUACGGCGCUGCAAUGUUGAUACUGCUGCUGUGCUUUUACAUGCUGGUGGCGCAUUGGCUGGCAUGUAUUUGGUAUUCCAUAGGACGGUCCGACGCCGAGAACGGAUAUCAAUACUCAUGGCUGUGGAAGCUGGCAAACAUCACACAGUACCCGUACUCGUACAUAAUGUCGGAACACGCCAACUCAACGGAACUAGUGCAUGGUCCGCCACGAAAGACCAUGUACGUGACCGCGCUUUAUUUCACCAUGUCGUGCAUGACGAGCGUCGGUUUCGGGAACGUUGCCUCAGAGACCGACAACGAGAAGAUCUUCACCAUAUGCAUGAUGGUCAUUGCGUCGCUGUUGUACGCUACGAUUUUCGGUCACGUCACCACCAUCAUACAGCAAAUGACUUCGGCCACGGCUAAGUACCACGACAUGUUAAACAAUGUCAGAGAAUUCAUGAAGCUGCAUGAAGUGCCGAAAGCGCUGUCCGAGAGGGUCAUGGACUACGUGGUGUCCACGUGGGCAAUGACCCGGGGCUUGGACACGGAUAAAGUGUUGAAUUAUUGUCCGAAAGACAUGAAGGCGGACAUAUGUGUUCAUCUAAACCGAAAAGUGUUCAACGAGCACCCGGCGUUCCGGUUGGCCAGCGACGGGUGCUUACGCGCUCUGGCCAUGCAUUUCACAAUGAGCCACUCGGCACCCGGUGACCUGCUCUUCCACACCGGCGAGUCCAUCGACUCACUGUGUUUCAUCGUAACUGGCUCGCUAGAAGUUAUACAAGACGACGAAGUGGUCGCUAUUUUAGGUAAGGGCGACGUGUUCGGUGAUUCGUUUUGGAAAGACACGGCGUUAGGACAAUCUGCAGCAAACGUCCGUGCUCUCACCUAUUGCGACUUACAUACCAUCAAGCGUGACCGGCUGCUAGAAGUGUUGGAUUUCUAUCAGGCAUUUGCGAACUCAUUUUCGCGGAACCUCAUACUGACUUACAACCUCCGGCAUCGAUUAAUAUUCAGGAAAGUUGCGGAUGUUCGCCGGGAAAAGGAGCUGGCUGAAAAGCGGAAAAACGAACCACAAUUGGACGAACAGCGGGAUCAACUGGUCAGGAAAAUAUUUACAAAGUUUCGGAAAGAUCGAGCUCCCAGUCAGGUCCUCGGAAUGCAACAGGGUGCAGCGGCGGCGGCAGGAACGCCUGCGCUAACGGCGGGUUCCGAGGACAGCAAGUCUGAGGCCGCCACCGGCGAUGCUUCGGACGGUGUCGGCGGUGGACGUCCCAAAGUCUUACCACUUGUGCUCAGGCAACAGAGUGAAGACCCGCAACAAGCAUCUUGUUCGUCGACGGGCCUGAGAACCGCAGCAGCGGGUAUGGCGGCACCCAAAAAGGUAUCUAAAUGGGGUAAAGUCUUGGGUGGCGGCGGAAGUUCCGACUCGGCAGACGCAUCGGUGGUGAGUGCGCAGAGCGCGCCUGCAAAGAUCCGUGACUCACCUGGCCGGUCGGUUGGAAAUGGUCACAAGGUGUUUCCGAAGCUGCAAAAAGUGCCGACCACCGCUGCCGAGCCGUUUGUUGGCGUAGGUGGAAGUCAACGACAGGAAACCAUCGACGAGACGGACGAAAGGGUCGGUAGCAGUGUUAAUGUUGGUGGUGCUACCGGUAGUGGUGGUGGUAGUGGUGCACCGGAACCGGAAGAAGAAUCUUCGACUCCAGCACCACCACACCAAUACCAGUUACAGCAGAACCAGGUCACAGCGGCGGAUGCGCCGUCACCUCCACCGCCACCGUGUGCUGCGAUGGUACUGCCACCACCGCCGGAUCUGGACGUUUUGGCCAAGAUCGAGGACCUCCGAUCCGAUCUCCGAGACGAGGUGCGGUCCAUCAACCAACGACUAACGGCCAUCGAGGAUAUGAUGGUCCGGAUCGUUGGAAAGUUGGAUGCGCUGACCGUCGCCUCACCUGCCCCAUCGCCGUCUCCAAUCUCGUCACUACGGCCACCGGACACGCCGGAAGCAGGACGCCGGCCCGGGUGCAGGACAAAAAGCACAGACGAUCUAAGCUCACCAGCCACACCCAAACUUCCACCGAUGGUCCGGCGGCGGCGUAGCAAGUCCCGGACGCGGUCUUCGUCGUCUGCACUGCCACCUAUGCGUCCGUUCAGCCCCAGAGAUACGUCACCGCCGCCGUUUCCCCGGACUGAUUCGCUCAAAAAGCCGUGCCCGCCUCGGCCCAACGACUUCCUGUAAGCACGCCGCACAAGCGGAUUAUUACCGACCACUGCAAAAAAAAAAAAAAAAAUACUAUUAUCGCAAUAAUAAUUAUACUAUUAUGUGAUAACGGUAUUAUAAUUAUUAUUAUUAUUAUUAUUAUUAUUAUAUUUACGAAAAAUCGAUUGCGUUUGUACAAUGAUGAUAGAAAUAUAAAUAUUUAUAUAUUAUAUAAUAUAUAUAUUACAUUAUAGUGUAUUAAAAUCGUGUACGACGUAAGAUGUUUUUUUUUUUUUUUUUGUAAUUGUUAUGCGUGUGUAUUUUGGUAUAUUUUUACGUUUUAUUUUUUGUCUGUAAUAUUUUACGUACCCGAAUAAAUAAAUAAAAUAAAAUAUAAUAAUACAAUUAGGAAAACGAACCUUCGCAGGGGAGAGAACUGAAUUACGAAAGUAUUGAUAGGGAGCGCGGUAUUUUAAGUAUUACCUACGAUGGUAAUCGUCUAAAAGACAAACAAAUGUCGUACGAUUGAACAAUAUUUUAUGUUCUAUGUCACAUCUUCUGUCGAAUUUUCGUUUUUGGUGGACGGUGUUUGCUGUAAUAUUAUUAUUAUUAUCGCCGAGCGUAGCGCUUUCCAAAUUUUUUUUUCUUAUAUAAAAAUAUACUCCCGUGACCGUUAUCUCUCCUCCCCGAAGUCCCCUAUGUGGUCAUUGCAACUCUAGUCCUGUAAAAAUAAAAAAAUCGAGUCAAGUAAACUGAAAUAAAGCAAAAAAUCAUUUAAAAUAUCGUGAUGUUAUUAUUUAUACUAUACUCGGUCAGUUAAUUUUCUAAAUUACCAUCGAAACAGACACUUCGUACCAAAACAGAUUUUAAAAAAAUAAAUACUAUUUUACGUUUCAUUUUUGACAAUACCCAAAUUUCUCUAAUAGUUUGGAUAAUUAUUUUCAUAAGUUUGAUCUAAACUACUUUCUAAUAACACAUAUUAUUAUUUCGAACAAUGUUAAGAAUAUUGAAAUCACUAAACCAUAGUAAUUCGAUUAAUUAUUGUAAAUCUCGACUAAUUUCGGACUAGAGCACAAUUAGGGGCUUUCGUUUUUGAACGUGGUGCAUUAAAAUUAUUUUAUUUUAUCUAAUUAUCAUAAUUAGUGUUAUAAUGAAUUAUUAUAACCACUUACCAAACGUCUACUACCAUCUAAUUUAAUUUAAUGACUUUUAUCUUAAUUUAGUGCCUUCUUCAGUAUAUAAGAUCAGAUACUAUUAAACAAAUAUUUUAUAAGUAAUUUGAUAAACUUCUGGACUUAAGGUAUCGUGUGAUGUCGGUAAUAUAACGAAAUAAAUUACGUUUGAUUGUAAAUUUUCAAAUUCAUUAGAAAACGUCAUAAUCGGUUUGUAUUUUCAAUGAUAAUUAAACCGUGUGGCGUUAUUUAUACAUUUAACGUUAAAGAUAUAAACCAAUAAUUGUUGACAUAUUUACAAUUUUAUAAUAGUCAAAAGUACACCAAAACGGUCUACGAUGCACAAUGAUUAAAAAUAAGAAACAAAAAUAUCCACGAUAAAAUAGUAUGCAAUCGAAACGAAAAUGAUAAAACCAACAAUAAGUUGCUCGCAACGUCUUUCCAAACAAACCAAUCAGCGUAAACAAUUUCAAAUGCAUUUUUAAUAAUCAUAUUCGCAUGGGCUUGUACUGGUAUCUCAGAGGGAAUGUAAUGAUUUUUUUUUCGCGCUCAGACUAUCUAACGGGAUGUCUUUUUUGCGGUGUACAAACUAAAAAAAAAAAAAAAAA